Dissoconium aciculare CBS 342.82 is the source of this 651-nucleotide messenger RNA. RefSeq lists its product as uncharacterized. Lineage: Eukaryota; Fungi; Ascomycota; Dothideomycetes; Mycosphaerellales; Dissoconiaceae. The annotation marks the transcript as partial. The transcript has 2 exons. The record is from RefSeq and is a predicted model, not a curated record.
AUGCGCCGUCAAGCCCCCAUCGCGACGCUCCUGUACAAUCACAUCUUCCCCGAGCCCAAGCAAGGCGACCCACAGAACUUCUCCACCCACCUCGCACGGAAUCUCGUCCCAGAGGUCCGCAUCGAAGUCAACCUCUACUAUGGCGACCUCAACAGCGCCGAGGCUCGAUAUCCGGGUCUCAACUACUGCCACCGAGCACAUCGUAUGCGUUUAGGACGCUUCCCGCACCACCGGAGACUCUUCGACGCCUUUGACGAGUUGAGGAUCACGGACAGCGAGAUCCAAGAAUUCUGCAAUUGGGAAGGUACCAAGUCGGCGCGGGAACGCUAUGAGAAGGAUGAGGGGAUCAAGGUGUUGGACACGACCGGAGACGAGAUCGGUGCGUAUCGGGAUCCUAGGGAAUUCAACCCACGGGAUCGCCAAAACCGGCGGUGUAGUAUCAUUCGCAAGACGGAGAUUUCCGUCACCACAGAACGCGAAUCUGCCACAGAAAACGCCGCCCGACUACGACAUAUGGCGGAGGUGCGAGAACGCCGCAAUGCGUCGGUGCGGCGGAGGAUAAACCAGCGAAUCAUCGCGGCGUGGGAACAGCGACAAGGCCACAACCUCCCGCCGGAGAUCGAGCAAUAUCUCAAAGAACAGCCGGAACAG